AUGAAGAUCUACAGAUACUGGCAACGCUUCAAACGAGGCAGCCACCGGAUUCUCGUUCGGAUUGGGAUUCUCAAACCCAGGUCUCGGCUCUCAUCGGAUGAAGAUCCACCAAACGAGACUGAUAAGGAAUACAUCAUUAGAUUACGGAAUCUGAUCGCCGAGCCGGCACCGAAGAAUCCGGGGUGGGAGUUCCCAAAGUCAGCAUUGCACUUCAAAAAAGAGCUGACCCCGUACGAGCAGAACGAGAUCCAAGAAUACGAGCUCGUUUACACGGCGGGGUCACGUAACGCCAAGUUCGGGACGUGCCACUCACUCCAGCAAUUUACAACGAACGAGGGGAGAUAUCGCGUUAGGAAGAAUGAUCAUAUUGAUUAUAGAUAUGUCGUAGAGAAGAAAAUUGGAGAAGGUUUUCAAGUGCAUAGAUACAAGAAACGAAAAGAGCGUUGCCGUAAAGAUCAUGAAGAGACCGAUAUCGAAUUAUAUAAGGAGGCAGCUACACUCUUAAGAAUCCACAAGCACGGAAAAGGAGAUCAAUCACACGCUGUGGAGUUGUUAGACUAUGAACACUUCCGAAAGCACCUGUUCAUUGUAAUGAGUCUCUACGACACGGAUUUCACUCAUUACUUAGCAAUGAAACCACGUCAAGAGACCAUUCAUUAUAUCAUGCAAUUGAGAUCCGUCUUGCAUGGGCUGGAGUUUCUUCGCCGUCAUGAAAUUGUACACGGAGACUUGAAGCCGUCAAAUAUUUUGCUGAAUCUCAACGACAAGUUCAAUUUGAAACUUGCGGAUUUCGGAUUGUCGGCUACUUCGAAUCAACCAGUCGGAACAAACGUUUUCCAAACGGUAAAUUUCCGAGCUCCAGAAGUAUUUUUGGAGCUGCAAGUGACCAGCGCAAUUGAUAUGUGGAGCUUCGGAGUCAUAGUAGCCCGUGUGGUCAACGGAAAUCAUUUUUUGAAUGAAUACACUGCGGCGAAACAGUUUGCUCUUCUCCUCGACUAUUUCGGAAUGCCACCCAAGGAGAUGAUGGCAAAAAUCCGACAUCCUAACAAGUUCUUCACCUAUGGAGGUCAUCCAAAAUACUGCACUGCCAUACAAGAUGAGAACGGAGAGGUGACCUACGAAACACACCCGCACGAUACCGCUGCAAUCGGUCGGCAACCACCUGGAGUCGAGAGUCGCCUUGGAGAAUUUUUCCAAGGAAAGGAGAACGCUCGUAUUCUGGACUUCUUGAACAAGUGUUUCACAUGGAAAUGGGAGAGCAGAAUCCAUCCAGCUUUUGCCCUAAAGCACCCCAUUUUCUACGCUGGACAGUAA
Molecule: messenger RNA, 1314 nt
Organism: Caenorhabditis briggsae
Lineage: Eukaryota; Metazoa; Nematoda; Chromadorea; Rhabditida; Rhabditidae
Exons: 6
Coding region: 1-1314 (437 amino acids)
Biological process (GO): peptidyl-serine phosphorylation; peptidyl-threonine phosphorylation
Cellular component (GO): nucleus
Molecular function (GO): protein serine/threonine kinase activity; ATP binding
Source: RefSeq, a predicted model, not a curated record